AUGUAAUUUAAAAUUUUAGAGCAAAACAUAAAACAAUUCGUUUAAUUAAAAAACUCGAAAAACAUUCUCUUAGUAAGGCAUGGAUAAACAUUAGGAAAUUAUUCAGGCACAUUAACCGGAUGGACAGAUACUAAAUUAACUUUAAAAGGCCGAUAAUAAUCACAUUAAUUAUUUUAAAGCUUUCAUUCAAAUAUAAGUAAUUUUACAUCAAUAAAUUCAUCAGAUUUAAGUAGAGCAAUUGAUACCUGUCAAAUAGCUUUAGGUUUCUUUGAUAAAAAAAAUAUUACUUAAGACAAAUUAUUACGAGAAUUAAAUUUUGGAAAAGAAGAAGGAAUUCAUUUUGAUUCUCUUUCUGAAUAAAGAAAAUAAUUAGUUAAUAAUAUUGAUUUUAAAGCAAUAGAAGGAGAAAGUUGGCAUGAUGCAAGAAAAAGAGCAAUUUAAUUUUUUUAAAAGUUACCUUUGGGUAAUCAUUUAGUUUUUACUCAUGGUGGACUAAUGUGUUCUUUGACUUGGUAUAUUGGAAUAUAGGAUGCUUAUCCUAAUUGCUCUGCUAUUGCAAUUGAAUUAGAUAAUGAAAAUUCUGAACCUAAAAAAAUUAUUUUCGAUUGGAAAUUUCCUAAAAUAGAAGAGGAUUUGUGA
Molecule: messenger RNA, 639 nt
Organism: Ichthyophthirius multifiliis
Lineage: Eukaryota; Ciliophora; Oligohymenophorea; Hymenostomatida
Exons: 2
Biological process (GO): fructose 2,6-bisphosphate metabolic process; positive regulation of DNA repair; negative regulation of glycolytic process
Cellular component (GO): cytosol
Molecular function (GO): fructose-2,6-bisphosphate 2-phosphatase activity
Source: RefSeq, a predicted model, not a curated record